AUGUGUGUGUUUGGUCCAUGCACCGAUCUUUUCAGUCAAGGUCGGAGUGUUGCUGUCCAGGCGUGGGCUUUUGAACUUAAGGGUGAUACUUAUGCCCUGUUCAAGGAGCGCCAGAGGCGCCAAAGAUUAGCCCAGGAGAUCUUUAAAAUCGGGAUUCGAUCGAUUGUACUUCAAGAGUCGAUGGACAUAAUCGAGGGAGACGAAGGGUUGAUGAAUAACUCUACCUUCCAUCCCGAGUAUGUACGAGCUCCGUCCUUUCGGAAGAAGCGCACUGCUAGUGGGGUUUCGUCCCGUCGUCACGCUUCAGGUGAUAGAUUUACAGACAGCAGCACAGCAACUACAGCUUUAGGAGUGGACGAUGAGGCAGCAGAUGCGGCUCUCAGCGAAACGGCCAAGAAAGGUAUUGCAGCGUUAAAGGUUGCAAUCCAGAAAGUAUAUGACGAAGGAAACGCGAAUGCCCAGCGGAUUCGACGAGAAUAUGACUUGGAUCGCCUGUGUGAGUUAGAAACGGAUGAGGACAUCCGAGAAGACAUCCCGGUGUAUGUUGCAGUCCGGUUUUCCAGUAUCUCCACGUGCUUAGAGGGUAAAACAAGAGCGUUCUUUAUUAUACUUUUUACAUCUGUCGGAGGUAAUGCUGCUCUGGCGUCUCUCAUAUCGAUGGAUUUUGAGGGGCGGGACCGACGACCCAGCGAUGAAUUUAUGCAGACCGCGAGCGUGGACGUGAGUAUAGGAAUCACGAUAGAGAUGGUAGGGACACAGCUGGUUCAGCAUACACUCCGAGAUCUGGGACGAGCAACGAUCGUGGGAGCGACGGCCGUGGGCGAUCCGUACAGCAAGACGACCGUUCACGAUCACGUGGUCAAAGUGCUCCUCGGUCACCUGGGGGAAAGGAGUGUUUGCCACCCUUCAUCAAAUGUCAUCUAUGUGGCGGUCCCCAUUACAUGGCUGACUGUCCACAAAACAUCAAGAACACCCCGGCGGCUGCUACUGCUAGUGUGUCGGACGAUAUGGUGUGGGCUAGGAGUGAUGUGCAUUACCGGGUUAUCUGCCACCAUUUGAAUAUUUGAAGAACGGUGGAUGACGUCACAGUUGAGUGAUAUUGAACCAGAGAGCCCUGUCUCGAGAGCAUGUCUGCUGCC
Messenger RNA from Sphaeroforma arctica JP610, 1139 nucleotides. RefSeq lists its product as hypothetical. NCBI's taxonomy places the organism in Eukaryota, Ichthyosporea, Ichthyophonida. The record is from RefSeq and is a predicted model, not a curated record. The coding region runs from base 1 to 1059 and encodes 352 amino acids. The transcript has 2 exons.